AUGUUUUGUAAUAUAUACGUGGCCGGGAAGCUGGCACACCCAGCUUCUGCAGUCUCUGAUUGCAGAAGCCGGGUGCGGGGCAGGGAAGCCGUGGCCGGGAAGCUGGCACACCCAGCUUCUGCAGUCUCUGAUUGCAGAAGCCGGGUGCGGGGCAGGGAAGCCGUGGCCGGGAAGCUGGCACACCCAGCUUCUGCAGUCUCUGAUUGCAGAAGCCGGGUGCGGGGCAGGGAAGCCGUGGCCGGGAAGCUGGCACACCCAGCUUCUGCAGUCUCUGAUUGCAGAAGCCGGGUGCGGGGCAGGGAAGCCGUGGCCGGGAAGCUGGCACACCCAGCUUCUGCAGUCUCUGAUUGCAGAAGCCGGGUGCGGGGCAGGGAAGCCGUGGCCGGGAAGCUGGCACACCCAGCUUCUGCAGUCUCUGAUUGCAGAAGCCGGGUGCGGGGCAGGGAAGCCGUGGCCGGGAAGCUGGCACACCCAGCUUCUGCAGUCUCUGAUUGCAGAAGCCGGGUGCGGGGCAGGGAAGCCGUGGCCGGGAAGCUGGCACACCCAGCUUCUGCAGUCUCUGAUUGCAGAAGCCGGGUGCGGGGCAGGGAAGCCGUGGCCGGGAAGCUGGCACACCCAGCUUCUGCAGUCUCUGAUUGCAGAAGCCGGGUGCGGGGCAGGGAAGCCGUGGCCGGGAAGCUGGCACACCCAGCUUCUGCAGUCUCUGAUUGCAGAAGCCGGGUGCGGGGCAGGGAAGCCGUGGCCGGGAAGCUGGCACACCCAGCUUCUGCAGUCUCUGAUUGCAGAAGCCGGGUGCGGGGCAGGGAAGCCGUGGCCGGGAAGCUGGCACACCCAGCUUCUGCAGUCUCUGAUUGCAGAAGCCGGGUGCGGGGCAGGGAAGCCGUGGCCGGGAAGCUGGCACACCCAGCUUCUGCAGUCUCUGAUUGCAGAAGCCGGGUGCGGGGCAGGGAAGCCGUGGCCGGGAAGCUGGCACACCCAGCUUCUGCAGUCUCUGAUUGCAGAAGCCGGGUGCGGGGCAGGGAAGCCGUGGCCGGGAAGCUGGCACACCCAGCUUCUGCAGUCUCUGAUUGCAGAAGCCGGGUGCGGGGCAGGGAAGCCGUGGCCGGGAAGCUGGCACACCCAGCUUCUGCAGUCUCUGAUUGCAGAAGCCGGGUGCGGGGCAGGGAAGCCGUGGCCGGGAAGCUGGCACACCCAGCUUCUGCAGUCUCUGAUUGCAGAAGCCGGGUGCGGGGCAGGGAAGCCGUGGCCGGGAAGCUGGCACACCCAGCUUCUGCAGUCUCUGAUUGCAGAAGCCGGGUGCGGGGCAGGGAAGCCGUGGCCGGGAAGCUGGCACACCCAGCUUCUGCAGUCUCUGAUUGCAGAAGCCGGGUGCGGGGCAGGGAAGCCGUGGCCGGGAAGCUGGCACACCCAGCUUCUGCAGUCUCUGAUUGCAGAAGCCGGGUGCGGGGCAGGGAAGCCGUGGCCGGGAAGCUGGCACACCCAGCUUCUGCAGUCUCUGAUUGCAGAAGCCGGGUGCGGGGCAGGGAAGCCGUGGCCGGGAAGCUGGCACACCCAGCUUCUGCAGUCUCUGAUUGCAGAAGCCGGGUGCGGGGCAGGGAAGCCGUGGCCGGGAAGCUGGCACACCCAGCUUCUGCAGUCUCUGAUUGCAGAAGCCGGGUGCGGGGCCGGGAAGCUGACGCACCCAGUUUCUGCACCACCCGGAAACCUCGACCUGUCUCCCAGUUGGUUGCACAGCAGGUUACUCAGCAGUUUGUGCCCCCUACACAGUCAAAGAAAGAGAAAAAAGAUAAAGUAGAAAAAGAAAAGAGUGAAAAGGAAACAACUAGCAAAAAGAACAGUCAUAAGAAAACCAGGCCAAGAUUGAAAAAUGUGGAUCGGAGUAGUGCUCAGCAUUUGGAAGUUACAGUUGGAGAUCUGACAGUCAUUAUUACAGACUUUAAGGAGAAAACGAAGUCACCGCCUGCAUCUAGUGCUGCUUCUGCAGAUCAGCACAAUCAGAGUGGCUCUAGUCCUGAUAACACAGAGAGGGGAAUGUCCAGGUCAUCUUCACCUAGAGGAGAAGCCUCAUCAUUGAAUGGAGAAUCCCAUUAAAGUUUAUUUUCUCCAAUUUCUUAGUUCAGUCAUAUCAUGCAAAUAUACAGAUUAUGCCAAGAAGUACCACAUUUUCAUGACAAACAUAUUCAUGCACAAUUCAUAAUUUGCAUUUUACAUAAAAGAGAAAUUUGUUAGAAUUUGUUAGAUUUGAUUGCAAUCUAUGCCUACCAAACAUUUCCAGACUUUAACAUUUUGGUCUCCACAAUUAAAGGUGCCAUGAAAAUGUGGUUGAAUUAUUCAUUAUGCAGUGUUAUUGGUAAGUCUAUUUUCACUUUUAGUUUAGUGAAUUCUAACACAUAAUUCUUGAAUUCUCUACUAUUGGCAUGUAACGAAGUUAAAUUUUUAUAACAUAGUGCAACCUGCCUAAAUAUGUAUUAUUUGAGAAUUGUGAAACAAAUAGUUAUAUGUAUACAAGUCAAAGAUCAACUUAAUCAACUAUUGCUGCAACAGGAUUUUCUUAAUGGCUAUCCUCUUAAUACACCUGCUGGUACUUGGUGUGGUUAAAUAGAAAAACUGUUAUUAAAUAAAGAAUUUGUAUGAACCGUUGCCAAUAUUUUUGACACAUUUUGCUAAAUUAUUUUUUCCUGAAUUAUGUUUCUGGUUUUACCUCCUUUUUUUUUUUUUUUUUUUUUUUUGCUUUUUUUUUUUUGCUUUCAAAACAUUCAUUUGUUGUAAUGUUUACUCUCAGACUAGUAAACAAUAAAACAUUGAUUAUUUAGCUUUAUAAUUCAAGUUUAGUGCUAUUGUCAUUGAACACUGGUAUUUUCUGUAUUAUAUAAAAUAUUAAAAUUCAAAUAAUUAUAAGCAUUUGACAAAAGCAGAAGAGAAAAGAAACCUGCCAUAUUUUAAAAGCUGCAAUUUUGGAAAAGCUUUAACUUAAUAGUUCUAUCACUGUUUCCUCGCCCCAAACUUUAUCCAGGGUUAUAGAAGUAUGAAUCUAAUAAAUACAGAAAUGACAACUAUUGCACAGAACUGGGAAAAAAACUAGUUUUAAAUCAGUUUAAUUGGCCUCUUACUAAAUGUAACAAUUCUUACGAAAAUCAUAGUGCCCUAUUUUCAGACACAACUGCCAGUUUAUGCAUUUAUCAAUAUCCCAAAAUAAAUAUUUACAGCUCCACUUACUAUUAUGUAAAGUUAUGAAUAAAAUAUUUUUAUGACUACAGAUUUUGCAUUUUUGUUUACAACUAAUAAAGUGUUUUAUGUUAUAUUUAAAAAUCAAACCUAGAAACCACACAGUACUUCUUAAGUUCUCCUAAGGUCUCCUGCUUUUUCUUAGCCAUUUACUUAAUAUAUAGCCACCUGUAGGAGACUUCUGCAAUAUCAAUGAACUUAACAAUAUAACUUGGAUACAAAAUAUCACAUAAAGACAUCAUGAUAGCAUUUUAAGAAAAAAAUAAAACUGUAGACCCUGACA
This is a messenger RNA of Myotis brandtii (Brandt's bat), 3508 nucleotides long. RefSeq lists its product as uncharacterized. Gene Ontology annotation, biological process: positive regulation of DNA-templated transcription. The transcript has 4 exons. Gene Ontology annotation, molecular function: transcription coregulator activity; DNA binding. Gene Ontology annotation, cellular component: nucleus. The record is from RefSeq and is a predicted model, not a curated record. Lineage: Eukaryota; Metazoa; Chordata; Mammalia; Chiroptera; Vespertilionidae. The coding region runs from base 1 to 2091 and encodes 696 amino acids.